UUGUAAAUGCUAACAUUAAUAUACGGAUUUCUGGUAAAGGCUAGUGAGGACGUACCGGUGGAGUUAUUAACACAACAUGAGAUACCGACGGCGCCGGUAAUCUAUAGAGGUAGCAAAAACAAGACGGACGUGGCGAGGCAUUUUGUAGAAUCAGUAAUUGAUGUGGCCCGGAAAAUUGAAAGUCUGAUGAAAAUUAAUAUCCCUAUAAUCAUGACUGAGGACGAAGAAAAAACACAUCAAGAGUGUAGUGUGUGUAAUUUAUGCAAAUGCAAUUUAGCCGGGGUCGUAAAGGUUAGGGAUCAUGAUCAUUUGACCGGCAAAUUUAGGGGGGCCUUGUGCUCGGGAUGUAACCUGAAGUUGCAACAGCCUAAAUUUGUCCCUGUUUUUUUUCAUAAUCUCUCAAACUACGACUCACAUUUCAUAAUCACUGAACCUACCGAACAGUGAAGAGAAAUUUAUAUCUUUCUCGAAAUAUAUAAGUAAUACCUUCACUGUUCGGUUUAUCGACACGUUCAGGUUUAUGGCUUCGAGUUUAUCGUCCCUUGCUGAAAAUUUAGUUACACCCGAACAUGAAAACUUCCGUGAGACAGCCAAACAUUUUAUCACCGGAGAUAUGCCGCUCGUAACUCGGAAGGUGGUAUACCCUUACGAGUACACGGAUUGUUGGGAGCGGCUGGAUGAUAUAAUAUUACCGAGGAAGCGAGAUUUCUACAGCACGUUAACGGAGACCGGGAUUAAGGAGAGUGAAUAUGACCAUGCUAAGGAGGUAUGGAGUCAUUUUAACUGCAGGACGCUCGUUGAUUAUUCUGACCUGUACCUCAAAAUCGACGUGUUGCUGCUGGCUGAUGUGUUCGAGAAUUUCCGCGACUUUUGA
Messenger RNA from Metopolophium dirhodum (rose-grain aphid), 874 nucleotides. RefSeq lists its product as uncharacterized. The coding region runs from base 521 to 874 and encodes 117 amino acids. Lineage: Eukaryota; Metazoa; Arthropoda; Insecta; Hemiptera; Aphididae. The transcript has 3 exons. The record is from RefSeq and is a predicted model, not a curated record.